This is a messenger RNA of Coregonus sp. 'balchen', 12315 nucleotides long. NCBI's taxonomy places the organism in Eukaryota, Metazoa, Chordata, Actinopteri, Salmoniformes, Salmonidae. The record is from the annotation of a GenBank genome assembly.
AAUAGUUCUUAUGCGGAAAUUAGCAACACGGAAUUAAUUCGUGACCAACAACAACAAUCAUAUCGCGACUGUACGAAUUAACUUGCAUAUGUAGCAAAUUAAGUUAAACACACGGGAGCAACCCACACAAUAUCAUACAAAUCUGUCUGUGAAGGAUAAGUCUAGACGGAUAAAUGUCUGAUGUACCAGGUAUACCUUUUUCGUCUUGGGCUGGCCUUUGCUUGAAAAUUAAGUGCAGCCAGCCAACCAACCAGCUAACUUAACUAGCUACAUUGCUAGCUAGCUGCCUAGUUAAAGCUAGCUAACUAAAGCGUUCACCAUUGUGGUUAGCUACUUGUAAAUAUUAACUUGACAUGGAUUUGUUUCGUAUUUUCCAGGAACUUCUAACAGAGAAGAGGUCGAGGACAACACCCCCGAACCAGAGGUAAGAAAUACUACAGCUGUGUUUAGAAACUGUCCGUGUGUGUGCAUGCCUUGCCCCAUGGAUACCUGGCUGGCUAACGUUAGCCAAGAACUAGCUAGUAGCCACGACUAGUUUGUCAGGCACACGGUUAGUAGAGAACCUAUCAUGACUUGUCAAAUCAAAUUGUAUUGGCCACAAGCGCCGAAUACAACAGGUUGCAGACAUUACAGUGAAAUGUUUACUUACAGCCCUUAACCAACAGUGCAUUUAUUUUAGAAUAAAAUAAAACAACAACAAAAAAGUGUUGAGAAAAAAAGAGCAGAAGUAAAAUAAAAUAACAGUAGGGAGGCUAUAUAUACAAGGGGGUACCUGUGCAGAGUCAAUGUGCGGGGCACCAGCUAGUUGAGGUAGUUGAAGCAAUAUGUACAUGUGGGCAGAGUUAAAGUGACCAUGCAUAAACAAUUAACAGAGUAGCAGCAGCAGCUUAAAAAUAUGGGGUGGGGGUGGGGGGGCAGUGCAAAUAGUCCGGGCAGCCAUGACUAGCUGUUCAGGAGUCUUAUGGCUUGGGGGUAGAAGCUGUUGAGAAGUCUUUUGGACCUAGACUUGGCACUCCGGUACCGCUUGCCGUGCGGUAGAAGAGAGAACAGUCUAUGACUAGGGUGGCUGGAGUCUUUGACAAUUUUGAGGGCUUUCCUCUGACACCGCCUGGUAUAGAGGUCCUGGAUGGCAGGAAACUUGACCCCAGUGAUGUACUGGGCCGUACGCAAUACCCUCUGUAGUGCCUUGCGGUCGGAGGCCGAGCAGUUGCCAUACCAGGCGGUGAUGCAACCAGUCAGGAUGCUCUCGAUGGUGCAGCUGUAUAAUUUGCAUGCAAUACAAUGUACAUCAUCUUAUGAUGUGCAUAAAACCAAGCAAGGAUUAUAUUGUAAUGUCCUUGAUCAAACUAAUGUUUCCAUGUUUACACUGAAUUUCCUCUUGAUUUCUGCUAGGAGCAGUCAGACAAUAGCAGUGACGACGGCGAGGCAUCAGGGGACACAGAGAGUAGGUGUCAAGGUUUUGCUUUUAACAUGAAAGUCUCAUAUUUUCAUCAGAAUAAUUAUUUGUUCCUUUCGUACAGUGGAUUUCCUGCGCAAUCUCUUCUCUAAAACCUUGGGCAUAUCUGGAGAGAAGGUUUUGGAUGAGUUGACUCUUGAGGGGGUGGCCAGUUACAUACAGAGUGGCAAAUGUGAGUCUUUUAUUCAUCUAUAACCCAGUGUGCACACAUUUCAUGUAGGGGUUAUUGACUAUGUAGCCCAGCAAACAGUGCAUCUGGCAACAUCUAGGCCUAGUUGUAUAAAUAAGUCAUUAGUCAACCCAAGAAAGUAGACUGUAUUAUGAAUAACAUCUGUCUAGCCUGAGGCCAUAUCAUUUGCUUGCUGAACAACAUACCAAGAUUUAAGUAUGUUACUACAACCACCUGACUAUGUGACACUGCUUCAUUGGAUAACAAAUGCUACAAUCCAGGAAAAAAAAAUAUUCUCUCUGUUCCUCUAUCCUCCACAGGCAAAAACAUAAUCUGUAUGGUGGGGGCAGGGAUCUCUACAUGUGAGUAACUCCCCCUCUUGCAUAACUGUGGGCUGAACAUAACAUAAUUAGUCUAGAAAUGUUUUGUUUUGUUGGACAUAUAAGACACAUAGCCUAAAUACAAAUAGAUUUCCCUCGAAAUUGGAUGUACAAUGUAUCCACCACUUUUGUGACGAUGACACUUUCCCUCUGUCCCCCUCAGCGGCUGGGAUCCCUGACUUCCGCUCCCCAGACACGGGGCUCUAUGCCAACCUGCAGAAGUACAACCUGCCCUACCCUGAGGCCAUCUUCCAGAUAGACUACUUUAAGGUCUGACCACUUUCUGUCGGAUUCUUUUGGCUUAAGCUUGCUACACUAACGAUCUACACAGAUUAUUUUGUUCUUUGCUGCUAUCACUACUCAAGAUUUACCUCUCUCUUUCUACAUCAGAAACACCCUGAGCCUUUCUUUGCCCUGGCCAGGGAGCUGUAUCCAGGACAGUUUAAGGUAGGAUCUAGCCUAUUUUCUGGACUUUAAUUUUCUUAACUUAAUUUCCUGAAUGAUGCAAUAGGUGCCUGUGUAUUUUUUUUGAUAUCACUAACAGCAGUGUUGUUGUAUGUUAAGCCCACAGUAUGUCACUACUUCAUCAAGUUGCUGAAGGACAGGGGGCUACUCAAACGCUGCUACUCACAGGUUAGGUAUUCUUUCAUAUACUUUAUUAUGUGUCUGAGUUAGUCACCUACAGCCUGUAUUGAAUUGUUAUUGGGGUCGUCCAUUUCUGUCUGGGCAGAAUAUUGACACCCUGGAGCGUGUGGCAGGACUGGAGGGAGAGGACCUGAUUGAAGCCCAUGGCACCUUCUACACCUCACACUGUGUCAGCUUUAUGUGCCGCAAAGAGUACGACUUGGACUGGAUGAAAGGUUAGUGUAUGUGGUAUGGUAAUUUCUAACUGGGAUGGUUUAACAAAACACUGUUCUAUAUCGUGGAGCUCCGCCCCAUAGGGGAGCUCUGCUCCUAUUGGUUUACCCUCUGCCCUAAGGCAGCAUCAGCCUGAGACAAAAUUAUGCACACACCUGCAGCCAAUAGGAGUACAGGUGUCCCUAUAAGAGGGGAUGCCUCCCCUCAAUCUGCCUCCCUUUAUCUUCAGCGACUGGACGACUAGACUGAAGAGACAAGAAGAGACGACGCACGAAGACUCAGGACGAAAACGCCGUUGAUAUCCAGUCAUCAACGUCGUCUAAAUGAGCACACCGGGAGAUUUCCCACCCCCAAAAGCUAUUUUCAGAGCUCAGUGCAGAUGCACUUCCAUGGCGGCCGGUGACCACCACGACCUAUGUUUCGUGUGUUUGGGAUCCCAGCAUGCCAAGGAAGGCGUCUGCAGUCCCCCGAAUUGCGCCUCCUGCGCCCUCCUUUCUUUAAAGGAGAGGAAGCAGCGUUGGGCGUUUUUCAGGGAGGACAUCCCCCUUGAGGACGUGCUGUCUAUACUAGCCUCUGCUUCAGAGGCGUCGUCUGACGGCGCAGACUCGGGGGAAGAUAGGGACUUUGAGGAGGAGUCUGGCGUUCCGAUGGAACAGUCAGACCCCAUCCCUCAUACUUUCAAGCCCCCCUUUCCUUUGGGAAGCGAGAGGGCUUGCAGUCCCUAUAGCGAAGGGGACACGAGCUCUGAGAGAUCAGAAGCUCUGUCUUUCGCUGCAGCCUCUCUGAGAGCGGAUUUUCCGGGUCUCAUUGAGAGAGCUGCUAGACGUCUGGAUAUAAAGCUGCCCCCUCUUCCCUCCGCACCGGAGGUUGAUAUGAUGGAGGGCGGACCUUAUUCCAGGCCAAGGAGGGCGGCAGAGCCAGUGGCUCCUGCCAUGCCUUCUUUGGCUAGAUACGUUGAGGGCUCGUGGGAGGCACCUUUAGCGGCGCAUUCGCCAGUAAAAGCGUACCUCCCAUUCACGAGAGUGGAAGGAAGGUUCCAGGGUCAGGGAAUCCCCAGGUUAGAGAGCGCCAUGGCGGCGUAUCUCGUACCGGGUUCGAGUCCUUGGCCCUCUUCCAAGAAGGCCACGUUGCCAUCCCAGAAGGACCGUCUAACAGCAUCGCUGUUAGAGAAGUCCUUCGGGUUGGGAGCCCAAGCUGUAGCAGCAGCUAAUAACAUUGCCCUCUUGGCGGCCGCUCUGUCCCGUUUAACCACGGGUAAGACAGAGCUGGCACCGGAGGAGGUGGAGGAGGCGUCCAGAAUUUCUGGUGCCAUACUUCACCUAACACAGGCGUCUGCAGUCUGCGCGGGGAGGUCCAUGGCCACUUCGGUGGUCGGGGAACGACACCUCUGGUUGUCUUUGACUUCCAUGAAGGAGGCAGACAGGACGUCUCUACUGAACGCUCCCCUCUCUGACGACGGCCUCUUUGGGGUCGCAGUCAAAGAGGCGACGGAGCUUUUCUCAAAACUGGAGGAGGACAAGAAACAGCUGGCCAAGCACCUGCCAUUGGCAGGACGACUGGGCCCGGCUCCGUCACAGAGGCCAUCUACCUCCGCCCCUCAAAGUAGACCGGGGUCUACAGCGAGGCGGCGUAAUCGGCGUCAUCCGGCGGCUGCGGGCAGCAAGGGAACGGGCCCCGCCCUUCCAGCAGCCACAGUAGCCCCACUACAGCCGGCGAGGGAGGUGACGAGGACGCCGACCUGGCCCUCCAAGGGAGGCAAGAGGAGGCGUACAUGACGGGACGCGGGGGAGAGAAUGGAGGAUCCUUCGUCUUCGAACGUAUCCACUGUUCCCCCCCACCCUUCGGUUGAAGGGAUGGGUGAUAUGAUUGCUUUUGUUGAUGUAUGCAAUAAAGAGUUGGCUCCACCUGACCUUGUCAAAAAAGAGCCCCUUUUCCAUAAUACGUCCGAGAGCGUUCAAAUCUCACCCUCUCUUCCUUACCACUCUAAGAGCCGUUCAGCCCACCAAGGGUGCGUUGCUGAACAGGCACUUAGAGUAGGUACCCAUAACACUUCAUGUAUAAGAAGUGCUUUACAUAGCAGGCAGCAGUCUCUGUCAGAUUCUGACAUGAUGACGCAACCGCUAUUUGGGGAUGGCGCACUAGCACAGACUAAGGUCUCUGCUAGUACGAGCCAGACCCAUGCUGCGUUCAAGGAGGGUCCGAUUACCGCGGUCACGAAGGUGUCCAGAGUAUCGGCGCCCCCAGACAUUGUGACACAGCAGCUAUCUGGGGAUGGCGCACUAUCGCAGACCAAGGUCUCGGUUAGUGCGAUUCAGACCCAUGCUACGUUCACGGAGGGCCGGAUUACUAGGGUUAUGGGAAUAACCAACGUAUCGGCUCCUCUGACAGAACGAGCUAGUACUCACCACACUGAGUGUGAAUCAACCCACCAGGGGUGCAGAGUUGAACACACACAGAAGGUGAAGGUUAAGAGGGUAUCAAGGCGCUGCCUUGUUUUACCCCAUAGAGACCUCAUACUACAGACUUCUAGGAGUACUGUAGUGAAGGGCUCUAAUAGCGAAUUGCAGUCACCUAAGAUGACGCAAUCGCUUGCCGGGGAUGGUGCCCUGUCGCAGGCUGUGGCCUCGGUCAGUGCAAUUCAGACCCGCGAUGCGUUCAAGGAGGGCAGGAAUACGACGGUUACGAGUUUAACCGACGUCUCUGCUCCUCUUUCUCUCUCAGAACGCAUUGAUGGUUCCUCUCCCUUUCACGGGAGGCCCACCUUGGGCUGUUCCACCACUUCAGUGUUGGGGAACAGUGGCGGUAAGGGCCAUAGAGGAAUACAGGUCCUUCCUACUGGAUGCACCACAGCUUCGUGCUCAGCCGCUUUCUCUGCAUUGCUGGCAGUGGCGAAGAAGCUGUACCCUCUCACGCUGGCUAGAACAGACGUUGCAGAAGGGUUAUGCUCUCCAAUUCCACCAGACCCCACCCCCGUUCAGGGGAGUGGUGGAGACGGUGAUGAAAACGCCAGACAAAGUGGCCGCUCUGAUGUCAGAGAUUACGGAACUUUUGGCGAAGGAGGCGGUCACAGUAGUUCCCCGGGAGCAAAGGAACAAGGGGCUAUAUUCACCUUAUUUCCUAGUGCCCAAAAAGACGGGGGGAGUGAGGCUGAUUUUGGAUUUACGCAUUCUCAACGAGAGCAUAAACAAACGGCCCUUCCGAAUGCUAACGACAAAACGUCUGCUGGAAUGUGUCCAGAGAGGGGACUUUUGUACGAGCAUAGACCUAAAGGACGCGUACUUUCAUGUGCCGGUUCAGCCGCGUCACAGGAAGUUUCUGCGGUUCGCCUUUCAAGGGGUGGCGUACGAAUACACGAGGAUGCCAUUUGGGUACGCCCUGGCACCUCGCACAUUUUCCAAGUGUGUGGAGGCGGCAUUGGAACCGUUGUGUCGUCAGGGAAUACGGCUACUAGCCUACCUGGACGACCUACUGGUUCUCGCCCCGUCAGCAGAGCUGGCGAUCACUCACACAACACAGACAGUGAUGCAUCUCACAAGUCUGGGGUUUGCUGUGAAUUGGAAAAAGAGCGCGCCCUGGCCCACUCAUCAGAUUGUCUACCUGGGGAUACAGCUAGACACUGUGAGGAUGAGGGCUCGAAUUUCGGACCCCCGAAGGGUAGCCUUGUUGCUAGCCCUGAGGAAGUGUCGUCCGAAUCACACGGUGACGGCGCUGUCGAUCAUGUCACUUUUGGGUCUCAUGUCGUCAGCCCACUCUGUGGUUCCGCUGGGACUCCUGCAUAUGCGCAGGAUGCAGCGAUGGUUCGCCCAACUAAGACUAGACCCAUUGCGUCAACGUCAUCGGUUGGUGGUGGUUCCACUCUCGCUCAGUGCAGACCUGAACUAUUGGAGAAACCCGCGCGUUCUUACGCACGGAGUCCCGAUAGGCAAGGUGUCCUCCUACAUCCCAGUGUUCACGGAUGCGUCUCUGACGGGAUGGGGAGGGACAUGUCAGUCUCAAGCGAUAGGAGGUGUGUGGCCUCUCUCGAGUCGUCACAUCAACCUCUUGGAGUUGGAAACGGUUCGACUGGUUCUGACCCACUUCGCGUCUACCCUUCGGGGUCGCGAUGUGCUGGUCUGGUCAGACAACCGGACCACAGUAGCUCACAUAAAUCGCCAGGGAGGAGUCAGGUCUCCUGCUCUCCAUCAGGUCUCCUGCUCUCCAUCGGGCGGCAGAGGAAUUGUGGCUGUGGGCUCACGAGCACCUUCGCUCAUUGAGAGCAGCACACAUUCCGGGCUACUUGAACGUAGGAGCAGACCUCAUGUCAAGAGGGGGUCCUCGAGACGACGAGUGGUGUCUGCAUCCGGACAUUGUUCUCCAAAUUUGGGAACAAUUCGGGAGAGCCGAGGUGGACCUAUUCGCGUCACGCGUGAACGCGCAAUGUCCUCUGUGGUUCUCUCUGAGGGAACAGGACGAACCGCCACUGGGAAGAGACGCCUUCGCGCACCAACCGUGGCCGAGAGUUCUCCUGUAUGCAUUCCCUCCGCUGUCCUGCAUUCUCCCACUGUUAGCCAGGGUGAGGUCAGGAGGGCUGUCAGUGAUACUGAUAGCCCCCGAUCGCCCGGGGGCUCCUUGGUUUGCGGAGAUGAGUCAGAUGUUGAUUGCGCCACCUUGGCCAAUUCCACAUCGACGGGACAUGUUGUCUCAGGCGGGAGGCACGAUAGGGAGAUUGCCCAUAAUCGGCCAACCACUGAAGGCCUGGCUGCUGAGAGGGACAGGCUAGAGCGCCGUGGGUUAUCUGAUGCAGUGAUCAGGACCAUACAGGGUUCACGUGCCAGUUCCACUUCUAAGAUGUAUGCCAGUAGAUGGAACGUGUUUUCACGAUGGUGUGUCACACAAGGUGUAGACCCCAUGAGCUGUCAGGUGGAGAGUAUUCUCUCUUUUCUACAGCUCAUGUUUGAUAAGCAAUGAUCGCCUGCCACUAUUAGGGUGUUUGCAGCAGCGAUUUCAGCUUGUCAUGAGGGGUUUGGCAGAGACAAUGUCUUUAGCCACCCUCUAGUGAAACGCUUCCUAUUAGGAACGCGGCGACUUAGGCCAACACUUAGAGUCACACUUCCUCAGUGGGAUUUGGCUUUGGUACUCGAAGCGCUAUGUAAGUCGCCGUUUGAGCCAUUGAAUCAAAUACCCCUCAAGAUGCUGUCUAUGAAGACAGCACUGUUGCUCGCUUUGACUACAGCUAAGCGGGUCAGUGAUUUGUGUGCUCUUUCGACGAGACCUGACUGCCUGGCCAUCAAUGGUGACCUGAGCAGAGCAGUGUUACGUCCUAACCCGGCAUUUGUGCUGAAGGUUAUUAAGAGUUCAUAUAGGUCACAGACCGUGGAGCUGUGGGCAUUUUCUCCUCCUCCUCAUAGAGAGAGGAGUGAGGAAAAGCUCCAUCGCCUGUGCCCAGUACGCGCUUUGGCGUGUUACGUCGAGCGCACAGCAGCGAUUAGGUCAUCGCCUCAGUUGUUUGUGUGUCACGGUGCGGCUGCACUAGGUAGACCACUUUCAAAACAGCGAUUGUCUCACUGGCUUUGAGAAGGCAUUGAGACAGCUUACGAGGCAGCGGGGCGACAAUUGCCUCAGGGUAUCAGAGCUCACUCCACUCGUGGAGUAGCAGCUUCUACUGCCCUUUUCAGAGGAACAGGGGUAGAGGAUAUCUGUAGAGCAGCAUCAUGGUCGACGCCGUCUCCAUUUAUCCGUUUUUAUCUCUUAGAUAUGUCUUCUAACUCUCUGGCUCGAUCUGUACUCAGCGUGGCUGAAGGGAGAUCUUGAGCAAGAAAGAGAGGAGAAGCUGGACUGUGGACACAGGUUUCCAUCAGGUCCGCUUUGGUAGGAAGACGUGUUUUUGAUAGAUAUGUUUUCUAACUCUUUGGCUCGGUCUGUACUCAGCAUAGCUGAAGGGAGAUCUUGAGCUAGGAAGAGAGGAAAAAGCAGGACUAUGGACAAGGUUUCCAUCAGGUCCGCUUUGGAUAAGAAAGCAUAUUUUGUGGCAUGACUCCUGACUGACAGGUUCAGUACAGUAGAGGCAUGUGUUGAUUUGACAGAAUGUGAGGUCAUCUAUCUGCUUGUUCAGUUUUAGUAUGACCCAUGUUUUGUUCCUGCCCACUAAUCUCUGGGAUUCCAUUGAAUGAGUGAGGUGGUCUACCGCGUUCACAAUGUAGAGUGACACUUGGUGUCAUUCCAUUAGUGGUCGGUAGUGUUUUCACAGGAUAUUGAGGCACAUCUAUCUGCUAGUACAGAUUAGGUAUGGCUUCUAUUCUGGUGAUCUGCCCACUAGUCAUUGGCAUUGCCAUUGGACUUGGUGGGGCGGGUCUUUUAACCGAUGACGCGGUAUAUUGUGACGCCCGUAUGGGUUUUUAGUUGCAGUACUGCGGGACUUGGUUGCAGCCAUUGCUAGGUCUGACCUUUUCGUUUCGAUGGGAAGUGUUGGGCUCGGCAGGGAGUACAUUUUGGAGCGCUACGCUCCGCCUUAAACCAAUAGGAGCAGAGCUCCCCUAUGGGGCGGAGCUCCACGAUAUAGAACGAUUAGUUACCGGAGUGUAACUCCAGUUCUAUGAGUGGAGUGGAGCCCCAUAGGACUUAAGGCCCUGCCGACCCUCUCUAGUCUCGCUGAAGAUAAAUAUCUCGGGAGGCAGAUUGAGGGGAGGCAUCCCCUCUUAUAGGGACACCUGUACUCCUAUUGGCUGCAGGUGUGUGCAUAAUUUUGUCUCAGGCUGAUGCUGCCUUAGGGCAGAGGGUAAACCAAUAGGAGCAGAGCUCCCCUAUGGGGCUCCGCUCCACUCAUAGAACUGGAGUUACACCCCGGUAACUAAUCGUUAUACCACCUAGGCAGACACUCAUUUACAUGUAUAUGCUAAUUAAGUUGUCAUUUAAAAGGAAUGGUGCAAUUAAAAUAAUUGUUGAAUUAUGAUCUCUUUUACCUCUGACCUGCAGAGAAAAUCUUCUCUGAUGACAUCCCAAAAUGUGACAAGUGCAGCAAUCUGGUUAAACCAGGUGAGUGCUUGCCUGAUCAUUUCCUUUCACUUCUCAUCUAUCCUUACUUGAAUAUGCUCUCUCCCUUUUUCAGUUCCUCAUAGUUCAAAGUUCUUACUGACCCGUGUGUGAUACUUUUUUUUGGUAAAAUACUUGAUUUCUCCUUGUUCUCCAUUUUCAGAUAUUGUUUUCUUUGGUGAGAAUCUACCAAAGAGGUUCUUCACCUCAAUGGCCAUGGUUAGUGUGGUUUGGGUGGUGACCUGAUAGACUACAUUGAGUUUGUAUGUCUUUGUCUUUUCCAUGUAUGUGCAGAUGUGUGUGUGUGUGUGUGUGUGUGUGUGUGUGUACAACCAUAAUGAAGUGAUUAACCAUAAUGAAAGGUACAGUACUGGUUCCAGUUACCAUCUCUCUCCUGUUUCUUUUUUCCACCAGGACUUUCCUCGCUGUGAUCUGCUGAUUAUAAUGGGGACCUCCCUGCAGGUUCAGCCCUUUGCUGCUCUGGUUGGCAGGCGAGUCUUUGUGUCUGACUCUUUUCACAGGAUCAUGAUUAUAAUGCUAUCUGAUAGACUACUAUUGGUAUAGUAUUGCGUUUCAACAUGUCCUCUUCAACCAUAUAUUCUAGCAUCAACGAGCUCAUAAAUGGUGUGUGAUGGAAUAUGUGUUUGUGUUUGCAGGGUUUCAAACAGCUGCCCCAGACUGCUCAUUAACCUGGAGAAAGCAGGCGGUGUAAGUCCUCUGUCCUUUCCCUGUCUAUCUGUAUUUGCAUUAGACUUUCCUUCCUCUAUUCACCUCUGUAUUUUAACUUGUACAUCUUUCUGUCUGUAUCUCCCUGUAGGCAGAUCCUCUGUUAGGGAUGAUAGGCAUUGGCGGAGGGAUGGACUUUGACUCAGAGAAAGCAUACAGGUGUGAAGCUAUCGCUUUCACUUGAACUACGAUGAUGAUGGUGAAGAUGGUGUUGGAAGUGUUGCUGAUUAAUAUUAAUUGGUUAUGAUUUGUCUCUCAGGGACGUGGCUCAUAUUAGUACAUGUGAUGAUGGAUGCUUGGCACUUGCUGACCUACUGGGCUGGAAGGUAAAUAUAUUGUACAUGCUUAGUAAAUACCCAUAUUCUAUGGACACAGUCAUGAUAAGAGUGCAACAGAGAUUGUUGAAUUAGAUGAAAGUUAGUUGAAAUCUUAAAGUAGUCUUUUUCUCUCUUUUUUCCUCUCACCACUCUCUCACUAUCCCUCCCUCCAUUAUCUCUUUUUCUCGAAGGCGGAGCUGGAAGAGAUGGUGAAACGGGAGCAUGAGAAGAUUAACAGCAAAGCCAAGGAGGAACAGGCCAAUCAGAGCUCUGGAGCUGCUGGGAAGGCGGAGUCAGGGAAGGCGGAGUCAGGGAAGGCGGAGGCAGGGAAGACUAAGAUAGAAUAACCAAUGAGACCGGCCGGCUCCAACCCAUCACUCUAGGCUUCAGUCUGGAAGCAGAGUUGCAUACAGUAACCAAGACUGUGCUCUUCAGUCUGUUUAACCAAGACUGUGCUCUACAGUCUGUUUUGGAUUUUCUUCCUUUAGUUUGCACUUUACUAACUUCUCUCUCCUCUCCAACCUAUGUUUGACAUAAACCCACCUCCUGACUCCUACUGUGUGUAUUGAUCUGUCUUUUGACAGUUCCCACAAAUGGAGUUUAUAGCAAUACACACUAAAACAAGCAUACUUUUCCUUCUGUGGGAGAGAACUACAGACACUGUGCUGUCAGCUUGCCAACUAGCUCUGUUGAGUCAAUUAGUUGAUGAAUAUAGACGUUACAAAGUAUAGAAGACAUGGCAGGGUAGCAAAGAUGAUGAAUGGCUGAUUCAUCCACUGAUGCAGUGACACAACUACUGUAAAUAGAAGGAAAAAUAUAUAUUAUACAAUUUUAUGUCAAUUACUAUUUAGAAUCGAUUAUAAUUAUGGAUUUGUUUUUCAUGACAUUGGUUUCUGUGCUCCUUGUUUCUAUGAAUUGUUUUAAUAUAAUUAUUUUUAACAAUGUGUUUUAAUCUAUUAAGCGUACCUGUGACAUUUGGUUUCUUUACUUCCUGUGGAUGUUGGCGUUGGGCGGUUUCUAUUUCAGCACGAAUUAUGCAGCAGGAAGUUGCUACAGUGGUGUGACAUGAUGUCGCAGUACAUCUGUGGUGUUGACCAAAUGCAGCUCCAUGCUUUCUAAAAGAUUGCGUGUGAUACUACAAGUAAAAACACAAAAUAAAGUGGCAAAGUCUCCCACUGAAGUUGGUAUUUUUCAUGCACAUACAGUAAGCAUUGAGCUCAAACACAGCUCAUACAACUGAUGUUGAUUAGUACAACUGAUGUUCUCUGUGUUGGGUGCAUGGGUUGUUUAUUUCUAUGUUGAAUGUAUUGUAGCCAUGAGUUGAACAGAAAAUACUAUUGCACACUUACAGUACAAUUAAAAGCCCACCUUUUAUUCUCAUGCAGCUUUGGACUGGCAGUG